AUGUACCAAAUGCAAAGUAUUUUGACAGCAUGUUUUGCUCCAGAUACUAAGCUUCCUAAAGACUGGUUUAGGAACCAAAGCACACAAGAACUUUUGAGCGAAGCACAGCGAGACAUACUUUUUUCUGAAAACAGUGAAGAACAGCGAGUAGGUAAAAAACCCCAGUCGCCAAAACUCUAUGAAAAUCGUGAAAAAUUGCCAAACGGUUUGAGAGGAUAUUAUGUACAUAGACUUCUUGUAAAUGCUGUUGCAAUGUGGGCUUCGCCUCGUUAUGCUUGGUAUAUUUACAGACUUCUUGACGAAAUUCAUAGACAAGAACGUGAAGAGCUAGAGAACAAGCUUGAAGCAAAAGACAAAAGCAUUCAGAAAAGAAUACCACGUUCGGUACCAAAAGGAAAGGAAAAGAACUAUAAGUAUAUGAUUUAUACUGAAGAGAUGGAAAAUGAAGAAGAUAAAGAUAUGGUUAUGUUGCAUUUAGUCAGAAGAAACAACAAAAGCUUUUACGACCUUGCUAAGAUUUACAAAUCUGACAGAAAUUGGUUCUAUCGCGAAAACUUACCGAUUUCAAUGACCCCAAAUGAAGAUGUGAAACAAAUAGUUCAAGAUAC
This is a messenger RNA of Trichomonas vaginalis G3, 608 nucleotides long. RefSeq names its product KilA, N-terminal/APSES-type HTH, DNA-binding family. The transcript has a single exon. Lineage: Eukaryota; Parabasalia; Trichomonadida; Trichomonadidae. The record is from RefSeq and is a predicted model, not a curated record. The annotation marks the transcript as partial.